UUAGCAAAUUGGGUUGGUAUUUAGAAUAUUUCCAUACAUUCACUCAUAUACCAUAUAAAGUCGCAAUUUGAAAGUUAUACCAACCCAAAAUAAAAUGGUUAUUAUUGCAAACGGAUUUACUAAAAAUGCAUUAAGUACGUUCCCAAACGUUACUAUCUGGAAUUUAGAUACAGGGCUGAAAACAUUAUCGCUUAAAAUUCCCGCUUUUGCUCAAGAUUUAAAAACUAAUAAAAUUAUAAAUUCAAAAUUUUUAUCAUUUGAUGCUGUCGGGCAUGACUAUAUCAUUUCAUCUUGGAGUAACAAAACAUUCUUAAACAUCUAUAAUUUGAAAAAUAAUUAUAAUUUGCAUUGUAAAUUUAAAACUGAUAAUAUAAUUUCAAUUGUUAAAGUGUCCUAUGACAAAUUAUAUUUAGCCUUAGCUACAAAAAAUAUUUUUCAAAUAUGGAAAUUGAAUACAGGCCAAAUGUUAUGUAAUGUGGAUUAUCAUUAUCAAGAUAUAACAUGCAUAGAAUUUACACACGAUUCUUCUUAUGUAAUAACAGGGGGGAUGGAUAACCUAGUCUAUGUUUGGUCUUUAUCAAAAUUAGCAAAACAAGCUCUACCUAUGUCAAUUGGGGAAGUUGAACCAAUAUAUAUAUGGAAUCAACAUUCUUUACCUAUAACUGAUAUAUAUGUAAGUAAAACAGGACUUAAUUGGAAAUCUAGAAUCUACACUAUAUCAUUGGACCACACAUGCAAGGUUUAUGAUUUGGCUUUAAAGGGAACCUUUUUAUGUUCCGUAGAUUUCCCCAGCCCUCUCACCAAACUCGCUUCCGGGUCUUCAGAAACACAAUUAUUCUUCGGUUCACUCGUGGGAGACAUAUAUAGAGUUGAUUUCACUUGCGUGACUUCUAAAGAAGACUUUGCGAAAGAUGGUUUGGUAUAUAAAGGACACAAUUCCAAGAUUAUAGGAUUAGAAACGCUAUCUCAUAAAUUUCAAUUGAUAUCAGCCUGCGAAGCGGGACUCAUCAAAACGUGGAACUUUUUAUCCUUUCAGUGCUUGAAAACAUUAGAUACCAAAAUGACCUUGAUCGGUUUUAAGUUGUUCCUAAUGGAUGACGAGACGACAGAAAAAGGCCUUCAAACUUAUUUGCACCCAUCUUUCGAUAACUCUCGACCCGAUACAAAAGAAUCUGCGAACGGAGAAUUCGACCCUAUCAUAGCCAUACCAGGUCGGAGUUCACCCAUAUGCGGUCUAAAACCCGAGGAUUAUUCUGAAACCGACAUCAUCGGCGGGUUUGAAUUCGAUCACUUGACUGACAACGCGAACGCCUUGGCUCGCGAAAUCGAGGAACUCAAGCGGAAAAACGCUAAGCUUUACCAAAUGGCUAUGGUAGACCUAACACGUGAUUUAUGAUUAUUGUCGAUUUUUUCUCAUUCAUUAUUUUUGAAUCAUCGCGUAAAAUAUUUUUUUUUACCUGUUAUUUUUAAUAUAUCUAUCCCUGCACAAAUUCCCUAGAUAGGUUAUUCAAACAACUUGCUUAUUAUUUUAAAUAAUUACAUACACCAUCCUUUUAGCUUGUUAUGACUGAUCGAAAUUAUUUUAGUAUUUAAUAUUCUCGGGCGAACGAAUUCAUUAUAUGGAUGUUUUACAUUUUUCGGUUAAAAUGCACUUUUUUGUUGUACCUUAUUUUUUUAAGGAUGUCUAUUAUUUUUAGUUAGGAGAUAUUUUAUCAUUAUUAUUACUUUAUUAAAACCUUAAAUUAGUUAUACUACAUAUUUAAUCACCACCUCAUAAACAAAUUUAUAUUCUAUUUUACACACCAACACCAUUAAGGAAAACCAAAUAUUAUUUUUUGUCCAAAACACCUGAAUAGUAUGUAUAUAAUAAAAUGGUUAAAAAUAUAUUAAAGAUGAUCACAGUCCAAUAUACUUAAGUUCGUUUUUUUACAUACCGAUUAAAGGUCGCAUGGAAAACAGGGACCCGAACCGUUAUGUUACGGUUCAGCAUAUAAAAAAUUAUAAUGGUUACGUUUUGGUUACGGUUCUUAAGAAAAAAUUUACAAAGGUUCGGUUCGGUUCAGCUUAUUAUAAAGGUUCAUUACGGUUAAAAAUAUUUUUUUUAUUGAAGCAACACCAUCGUCUAAUUUAUUUUUAUUAUAAGCAUCUAUGAAUUAUAUAAAAAAAAUAUAUAUAAGAUUUAAAAUAACUCAUUUUUAAAUAUAUUAUAUGUAAUAUAUUUUCUCAUAUAAAUGGAUCAUAUUUGUUUGUUGUGACGAUAACACAAAUUUAACCCCGAAAAGGCCCUUUCAACAGAAACUUGUGUUGCGGGAACCAUCAGUACUAUAAAAGCAAGUUUAUAUUACUCUGGACAUUAAAAUUUUUUUGAUUCCUAAAAUAUAAAAACUGAACCGGUUUAACCUUUUUUUUUAUAAAGGUUCUUUUUACUCCUUCAAAAAAUAAUUUUAUCGGUUACGGUUCUGAUAUUUAUAACGGUUUAUAAUGGUUUAACGGUUCGUUACGGUUCACUCCGGGUCUCUAAUGGAAAAGAUUUUCUGACAUGACCACGCCGACUUUGGAGAAAUAUUCACACUUAAAUAUUUUGUUAGUAGUUAUAAUUUGAUUCGUGUCUUCUUCA
Molecule: messenger RNA, 2617 nt
Organism: Gordionus sp. m RMFG-2023
Lineage: Eukaryota; Metazoa; Nematomorpha; Gordioida; Chordodea; Parachordodidae
Product: WD repeat-containing protein 18-like
Exons: 9
Coding region: 95-1396 (433 amino acids)
Biological process (GO): DNA-templated DNA replication; rRNA processing
Cellular component (GO): nuclear pre-replicative complex
Molecular function (GO): protein binding
Source: RefSeq, a predicted model, not a curated record